AUGCGUCCUGCUGAGCAGCUUCGGGGUUCCAAGCGUGGUGGCAAGUCCCCAAACGAGCAGGCGCGGUGCAGGGGGAGUAUUGCUGCGCCUCGGCCAAAAUGUCGGUGGGGCCUGCCUGGAGAGUGGGCAGGGGGCUCAGGGAAGGUCCGGCACCCAAAUCGGGGCCCUCACCCCGAUCAAUCUGCAACACGUUUCGCAGUCACUCCCCGCACGACGGCUACUUUCAAGCCCCCUUUUUCGGACGAGAAGAGCGUUGCUACCCGCCCGAAAGAGAUGGCACCGAAACCGCACCCCCCAGGCAGCACCAUGUGGCAGCCCGCUGCCGGGGCGCGGCUGGGCCCUACGCAGGGAGCGGUGGGGUCCUCGGGAAGGCGGGCGGCUGCCAGCCCGGGACGCCGCUCCUUCCCUGCGGCCUGCCGGCCGGUGUCCCGCCCAGCCCCGCACCCCGGCCCUGCCCGGAGCGGAGGGCGAGGGGAGGCGGCGUGUGUUCGGCCGGCCCCCGGCGCGGCUGGCGGCGUCACCCGGGACACUACCGCGAAUUCUUCUGAGAGCCACAAUUGUGCCAAAAGCAUCUUGACCUCAGACAGGCUGCAGAUAGUUGUGACCCUUUCGGAGUUCUUUAAUGAAACCUGGGAGGCAGCCAACUGUGCAAAUUGUUUAAAGAACAGCAGUGAGGGAUUAUCAAAUUCUACUGUAGAAUUCCUGGAUUUAUUCAAUAAAUCUCUGACAUGUUUUGAACAUAACCUUCAGGGACAAACCAUCUAUCUGUCACCAAGUAACUACACAGAAGUAUGUAAAAACUGCAACGAAACCUACAAAAUGUUGAAUGACCUGUAUAACAACUUGCAAAGGAUGAACAGGCAAGGUGGUGAGUCUGGGCACUCGGCGCACUUGUGCAUCGAUGUGGAAGAUGCAAUGAACAUCACUCGGAAGCUUUGGAGCAGGACUUUCAACUGUUCUGUUCCCUGCAGUGAUACAGUCCCAGUGAUUGCAGUUUCAUCCUUUAUUCUCUUCCUACCUAUUGUUUUUUAUCUUAGUAGCUUCCUUCACUCGAAGCAGAAGAAACGGAUACUCAUUUUGCCCAAGCGCAUCCAGUCAAAUGCCAGUCUUGUGAACAUCCAAGAAAAAUACAGCUGAGCUGCAAAACAAAACCUGAGAACUGCUGCUGUUAUACAG
Messenger RNA from Haliaeetus leucocephalus (bald eagle), 1176 nucleotides. It is a transcript of the gene OSTM1, whose product is annotated as osteopetrosis associated transmembrane protein 1. Gene Ontology annotation, cellular component: cytosol. The record is from RefSeq and is a predicted model, not a curated record. The transcript has 8 exons. Bases 1 to 1137 code for a protein of 378 amino acids. Lineage: Eukaryota; Metazoa; Chordata; Aves; Accipitriformes; Accipitridae.